AUGGGGGUUAAAUCGAUGCUCCCCAGCUAUGAACUGGGGUUUUAUGCUCUCGUGGUUUCAUGUGCUGUGGUGUACAGUGGCAGUGGGAUCUUCGAAGCAUCCAGAGACAGCAUGAACAGAAAGGCCUUUCGGGAUGGCAUAAAGCCAGGCUGGCACUACUUUGGCAGGAAGAUGGACGUGGCUGAUUUUGAGUGGGUGAUGUGGUUCACCUCAUUCAGGAAUGUCAUCAUCUUUGCCCUCUCGGGACAUGUCCUCUUUGGCAAGAUCUGCUCCAUGACAGUGCCACAGCACCGGGCUGUGAUGUACAUGCUGUAUGGGAUCUCAGCCGUGCUGGGCAGCAUGGGACUUGUCUACUUGAUGAUCAUCCUCUCCCACUGCCUUGUCCUCUACUCCGUUGCAUUGGCCAAGCAGAAAUGGCUUUGCUAUGUGGCUGGGCUCUGCUGUCUCGCCUCCUUCAAGCUGGAGCCAUUCGGUUCAUGGCAGAGCGGGUUUGUAACGGGAGCUUUUGAUCUUCAAGAUGUCCUCUUCUACGGAGGAAGCACCUUCACCAUCAUGCGCUGUAUGAGCUUUGCACUCGAGAGCUCUGAGAAGAAAGAGGGCAUCUACUCUAUCUUUGACCUCCUCAAGUACAACUUCUAUCUCCCAUUCUUCUUCUUUGGGCCUGUCAUGACAUUUGACCAGUUCCACGCCCAGGUGAGCACCCGAGAGCUAAGACGCAAAGACGAUGAGAUGAAGAACAUUCGGGUCAAUGCUCUCCUCCACGUGGGGGCCAUCAUCACUGUGGACAUCUUCUUCCACUUCUUCUACAUCCUCACCCUCCCUUCCGACCUGAAGUUUGUGAACCGCCUCUCGGAUUGGUCCCUGGCUGGUCUGGCCUACUCCAAUUUGGUGUACGACUGGGUGAAAGCUGCUGUCAUGUUUGGGGUCAUCAACACCAUCGCCAGACUGGACCAUUUGGAGCCACCUCAGCCCCCAAAAUGCAUCACCCUGCUCUACAUAUUUGCAGAAACGCAUUUUGACAGAGGCAUUAAUGACUGGCUGUGCAAGUAUGUGUAUGAUCACCUUGGAGAGAACCAUGAUAACAUCAUCAAGGAGCUCGUGGCUAGCAUCACCACCUUUGCUGUCACCACCCUGUGGCUGGGGCCCUCUGAGAUUGUCUACAUCUGGUCUGUCGUCAACUGCUUCGGCCUCAACUUUGAGCUCUGGGUGCAGAAGUUCUUCCAGCUCGGGCUCUUUGCCAAACUGGAGGCCAAAAUGUCUGGGGCCAUGUCUCGGCGGAUUAGGGCAGCUUUUGGGGCAGUGAAUUUCUGGGCCAUUGUCCUCUACAACAUCCUUGCACUCAACAGCCUGGAGUUUGCAGUGCUAGUGACCAAGAGGCUCCUCGUGACAGGUUUCCCUGUCAGCACCCUGUCCAUCUGGUUCAUCACGUACUGCGGAGUGCAGCUGAUCAAAGAGCGUGAACGCAUCCUGGCCAUCGAGGAGGAGGAGAGGAGUGACAAGGCAAAGGUGGAGUAGGGGAGACAUCAACAGGCUUGUCCCAAAGCCUUGUCUCCCUUCCAGCCACCACUGCCAGGCCAGCCACUGGCCAGGGCUCUCCAAGCCCUCUUGACAAUCAGACUGCUGUAGCUCACCCAUGUAGAAGUCACCUGGAAGGCACAGGUCACCCCUUUGCUGCAGGAAAGAUUUUCUAUCAGACACAGUGGGCA
Messenger RNA from Acanthisitta chloris (rifleman), 1706 nucleotides. RefSeq names its product hedgehog acyltransferase-like (gene HHATL). Gene Ontology annotation, cellular component: endoplasmic reticulum. Gene Ontology annotation, molecular function: acyltransferase activity. Lineage: Eukaryota; Metazoa; Chordata; Aves; Passeriformes; Acanthisittidae. The coding region runs from base 1 to 1515 and encodes 504 amino acids. Gene Ontology annotation, biological process: negative regulation of N-terminal protein palmitoylation. The transcript has 11 exons. The record is from RefSeq and is a predicted model, not a curated record.